AUGUCUUUCGAUCGCUUAGAUUCACUAGAGUCGCAGCCUACGAAUCUGCGCCGCGCAGAUGAUCCACACUAUCGUGAUGACCCUGAGUUUGACCGCUUGACUGAGAGUCUCUCCAACCGCCUCUUUACCCUCACUUCGAAUAUCACUCGCUUAUCAGACCAAAUCGCUCUCUUGGGAACGCGUCGAGACACCGAGCGUGUGCGUGAACGGGUUCACAACCUUUUGGAGCAGACUCGCUUGGGUUUCAAGGAUGUAGGGGAGGGGAUCAAGAAAGUAACUACGUGGGAAGACGUCAAUCCGUCUCAAAAAUGGACCCAGCAGAAGCUCUCUUCCGAAUUUCGAGCUACAUUAGAGGAAUUCCAAACCGUCCAGCGUCGUGCUCUGGAGAAACAGCGAGCGUCUGCAGUGGCUGCUCGCACAGCCGUGGAAGAUGGUGAGCAUGCGGCCGAAGAUGGCUUCCAGCAGCAGCAAGAGCAGCUUCUUGAAGAACAACCUCGACUGGCGAACCAAGACGAAGUGGAUUUCCAGGAGUCUCUGAUCAUCGAGCGGGAGGCGGAGAUCCGCAAUAUCGAGCAGAGCGUCGGCGAACUUAACGAGCUCUUCCGCGAUGUGGCUCACAUCGUCCAUGAGCAAGGAGGUCAGCUCGAUAUUAUCAGUGAGAAUGUCGAAAGAGUCGGAGACGACACUCGCGGUGCCAACGUUGAGCUGCGAAGCGCAAGCAGGUACCAGAAGAAUGCGCGGAACAAGGCCUGCUGUCUUCUGGUCAUCCUGGCCGUGAUCUUGCUGAUCAUUGUCCUUGCCGUGGUGCUGGGUUGA
Molecule: messenger RNA, 816 nt
Organism: Aspergillus aculeatus ATCC 16872
Lineage: Eukaryota; Fungi; Ascomycota; Eurotiomycetes; Eurotiales; Aspergillaceae
Product: SNAP receptor PEP12
Exons: 2
Coding region: 1-816 (271 amino acids)
Biological process (GO): intracellular protein transport; Golgi to vacuole transport; vesicle fusion
Cellular component (GO): membrane; endomembrane system; SNARE complex
Molecular function (GO): SNARE binding; SNAP receptor activity
Source: RefSeq, a predicted model, not a curated record